Molecule: messenger RNA, 1505 nt
Organism: Echinops telfairi (small Madagascar hedgehog)
Lineage: Eukaryota; Metazoa; Chordata; Mammalia; Afrosoricida; Tenrecidae
Gene: TRAIP
Product: TRAF interacting protein
Exons: 14
Coding region: 106-1395 (429 amino acids)
Source: RefSeq, a predicted model, not a curated record
GGAAGCGAUGCGGUGGAACCAAAUUUGAAAGGAGCUGAGGUGCAGCGGGGAAGCUCGGCCGGCUGUGGUUGCGCUGGUUACCCGGGUCUCCUGAAUGCCGCCGCUAUGCCUAUCCGUGCGCUCUGCACGAUCUGCUCCGACUUCUUCGAUCACUCCCGCGACGUGGCCGCUAUCCACUGCGGCCACACUUUCCAUCUGCAGUGCCUGAUCCAGUGGUUCGAGACAGCACCUAGUCGGACCUGCCCACAAUGCCGAAUCCAGGUUGGCAAAAGGACCAUUAUCAAUAAGCUCUUCUUUGAUCUUGCCCAGGAGGAGGAGAAUGUUUUGGAUGCUGAAUUCUUAAAGAAUGAACUCGACAACACCAGAGCCCAGCUUUCCCAGAAAGAGAAGGAGAAGCGAGACAGCCAGGCCAUCAUUGAUACCCUGCGGGACACACUGGAGGAGCGCAAUGCCACCGUGGAAUCCCUGCAGCAGUCCUUGAACAAGGCAGAGAUGCUGUGCUCCACCCUCAAGAAGCAGAUGAAGUUCCUGGAACAGCAGCAGGACGAGACCAAGCAAGCGCGGGAGGAGACCCGCCGACUCCGGAGCAAGAUGAAGACCAUGGAGCGGCUUGAGCUCCUGCUCCAGAGCCAGCGACCCGAGGUGGAGGAGAUGAUCCGAGACAUGGGUGCGGGACACUCGGCGGUGGAGCAGCUGUCCGUGUACUGCGUGUCCCUCAAGAAAGAGUAUGAGAACCUAAAAGAGGCUCGGAAGGCCUCCGGGGAGCUGGCGGAGAAGCUGAGGAAGGAAUUGCUUGCUUCCCGAAGCAAGCUGCAGAUCGUCUACUCUGAACUGGACCAGACCAAGGUGGAGCUGAAGUCAGCCCAAAAGGACUUACAGAGUGCAGACAAGGAGAUCACGAGUCUGAGGAAGAAGCUGAAGAUGCUGCAGGAAACCCUGAGCCUGCCCCCCACGGCCAGUGAGACUGUCAACCGCCUGGUCUUAGAAAGGUUUGUUGAGCCUUUGGGGGAGGCCAGGGGUUCUUCUGAGCAGGCCAUUGCCAGGAAGAUGCCCACAGGCCCAAAGCAGGAUGGCCAGCUCUCGCUAGGCGGCCAGUGCUGUGCCAGAGAGCCAGAUGAGGAACUGGUCGGUGCCUUCCCUGCCUUCAUCCGGAAUGCCAUCACCUCGGGCCACAAACAGCCCAAGACGACCAGGACCCAGCCUUUCCACCGGACAGAUGCAGUAAGGACGGGUUUCGAUGGACUUGGGGGCCGGACAAAGUUCAUCCAACCUACUGACUCGUCUGUGAUCCGUCCAUUGCCUGUCAGAAAGCCUAAAAGCAAGACUAAGCCACGAACGGGCGUGAAACCAGUGCCCUCUCCCUCCCAGGCCAAGCUGGACACCUUCCUGAGGUAGCUCAGGGGCUCUGACCUUGGUCCCCUGGGCUUAGGGCAAGAACAGUAAGCCUGAUUAGUGGUUGGCUAUGUGACUCCAACUUGGAGGCCAGCAGCUGGCCAGAAGGUGCC